Molecule: messenger RNA, 785 nt
Organism: Bufo bufo (common toad)
Lineage: Eukaryota; Metazoa; Chordata; Amphibia; Anura; Bufonidae
Exons: 7
Coding region: 130-741 (203 amino acids)
Biological process (GO): regulation of DNA-templated transcription
Source: RefSeq, a predicted model, not a curated record
GUAAGCACAGAACAAGCACAGGGCUGCUCUGCAGGAGGAGGUUCCUACAAUAUAGAAACAUUUCAAUUAAUAUCUUCCAUUUAACAGAGUUUUCCUGAUUGUCCCAUCAGGGAUAGGAACAGAGACAAGAUGGCAGAGAUGAUAAUAAAUCUCACUCUAGAAAUACUCUUCCAACUUACUGGAGAGGAUUACACAGUGGUGAAGAAGACCUCUAGCGAGCGCUGUCAGGCUCCUGUGUCUGAAGGAUGGGGAAGAACCCUGAGCCCAAUCACGGGGCCUCCACCUCACUCCAUUAUACAUAAGGAGAUCAAUGAACAGAAGAUCCUAGAACUCACCCACAAGAUGGUUGAGCUGCUGACUGGAGAGGUUCCUAUAAGGUGUCAGGAUGUCACUGUCUAUUUCUCCAUGGAGGAGUGGGAGUAUGUAGAAGGACACAAGGAUCUGUACGAGGAGGCCAUGAUGGAGGAACACCAGGCCCUUAAAUCAUCAGGAAGAUCCAGUAAAAGAACAACACCAGAGAGAUGUCCCAGUCCUCUUCUUCCUCAGGAUCAUCAGCUUUUGAAUGCGGAUAAAGAUGUGAGCAAUAUUAAUUCUACAGAGACAAACGUGAGGGGUGAUGACCAGAGUAAGGAAGAAAUUCCUACAGAGACAUAUAUGAGAGAUGAUGACCAGUGUAAGGAGGAAUUUCCUACAGAUAACCACCCAGUGUCCAGGCUGUGUGUUAUAGCAUUGUGUAUAUAGCUGGAUGUUGACCCUUCAGUGAAGGUCCAUGAGACAGAAGCGAG